AUGGCCAACGUUCGAGAAAUUUCAGGGAACACAAUUGGGAACAAUGUCACAAUCGUUCAGGGUGACCUCAACACUGCUAAUCCCAGAUCCCCAGAUUCGAUUGACGCUUUUCUCAAUAAAAUCAGUAAAACGGACCCAUUUUACGACAAGAAGCGAAUUUUAGAAUUGAAAGGCCCCUUGUUACACGAAUCUUUCAACUGGAUACUCGACCAUGAAGGCUUUAAGAAAUGGCGCCACACGGAAGAGAGCAGUGUACUUUGGAUUAAAGGCGACCCUGGAAAAGGCAAGACAAUGCUCCUCUGCGGCAUCAUCGAAGACUUGGAAAAGACUCCUGGCGAAAAGAGCAAACUUGGCUAUUUUUUCUGUCAAGCCACGGACUCUAGGAUUAAUUCUGCUUCCUCGGUGGUAGCAGGAUUGAUUUUCUCCCUCGUCAGGCAAAAUCCGACACUUUUUUCGCCGAUUUGCAAGCGACAUGAAGAUAAACUAAGUCAACUUGAUGGGCCUAAUGCGUGGCCUGUUCUUACCCCCAUCUGUGUUGUCGAUGCUCUUGAUGAGUGCGAGCACGAUUACAUCGAACGAGGACUGCGUUUGAUUGAACCCGCUCGGAGGCUCAGCUUAGAGCUAAAAGAGAACGCCGAGAAUGUCUCUAAAUCUGUUGAUGUUUACAUCAACAAUUUCAUAUCGGUCACAACCCUAAAACGCAAAGCAAACGGCACGUUUCUAUGGGUAGCCCUUGUGAUCGAACAGUUGAGGGAUACAGACCGUCGAAAUGUUGAAGAAGUACUGGAAGAGAUACCAGAAGGUCUAGAGAACCUCUACAACCUGAUACUACAGCGAGCCAACGCUAAGCUAAGGAAAAAGGAUCGAGAAGCCUGUCAAAUCUUGCUCUCCAUCGUUACUACCGCUGAGAGGCCCCUCCAUCUUGAAGAACUCCAUAUAUUUAUAACCAUAAGAGACGACAUUGUCUACUUCAUCCACCACAUUUUCCCUUCAGGAAUUCAAUAUCAACAUCGAAAAAUGUUUGAAACGUCGAUCAGUGCUAUGUCUCGCAUUUUUAGGCAAGAUAUUUAUAAUCUCAAAGACCCUGAACGAUGCAUGGGCAAUAUAAGGCCGCCGCAUCCCGAUCCCUUGGUACCCAUAAAAUACAGCUGCGUAUUUUGGGUCGAUCAUUUAAUUCGUGGAUACGACUCUGAAGGAUUCAAGAGUGAGGAAUGCUUUAAGGAUGAUGGACAGCUCCAGGCCUUUCUCAAAACCAAGUACCUAUGCUGGUUAGAAGCCUUAGCUCUCUUGCGCAGCCUUAUACCCGAAGGGGAAUCUGCUUUACAAAGACUUAACAAUCAAGCGGCAAGUUAUUGUAAAAGCAGAGAAAAUGGGCAUCGGCUUAUUGGCGAUGCUUAUCGAUUCUUUCAUUACUGCCAAAAUUUUGUAAGGGAAUGGCCGCUACAACUAUACUAUUCAGCGUUGCUUUAUUCGCCAAACUCCUCCACAAUAUGUAUGUUUUAUAAUAGUAUCUCGCUCUAUAGAACAGAUACCGUGGAACGUGCAAUCCGACUGAACGUGGAUGAGACAUGCCAUCAUUAUGUCUCCUUCUUGCCCGAUUCUGAACACUUGGUCUCAGUCUCUCACAAGGGCCUCGUGCAAACGUGGGCCAUCGACAGCGGGAUCCAAGUGCAGCAGCUUUCUUUAAACCUUGACAUAAGCAAAUCUCACCCUGACCAUCCAUCCGAAGUUUUCCGAGAAGAAGUGGUUAGUCUAUCGCCGCAUGGAGAUCUGGCAGCAUCGAUGUUUCGUGGGUCGAUGUUUGGUCAAUCGAGUUUCAAAUACUUGAGCUCGAUGAAAAUCUGGACGACAAAAUCCGGUGCCUGCACGCGUGAGAUAGACCUGAUGCAUACACCUAGCUUCAGGGAUUUGUAUGUUUUUGCACCCAAUUCAGCACUGAUAGCCUUGAUACACAAGUCUGACGCUAUCACCUACUCUAUUUGGACGGGAAAAAUUGUGAAACAUAUCUGCACUCAAUCCAGUGAUCCUCUCACCUGGUCUUUCGCUAUAUCACCAGGAUCAAAAUAUGUGGCAGAACGAGGCCUCGAAGGGUACAUCAACAUAUGGAGUGGAAAGGGUGGCGAGUGUAUCCAAGCGCUCAAAUAUAGCUAUUCCGACGAGUGGGCUCGCCCCGUUUUCUCACCAAACUUAGAAUAUGUUGCCUGUGCUGAUGGUAAUCGGCGUGAUGUCCGCAUCUGGCGCCUUACCACCGGGGAGCCUCUUCACUUGCUUGAAAGCCAUAGUGCCAGCUGUAAGUUAGGUACGAUCAUCUUUUCAGAAGAUUCAAAACACCUGGUUGCGGGUUAUGACAAUGGAGAGGCGAGGGUGUGGUGCGCGGAAACUGGCAAAUGCUUAUUUAAAAGUGACGAAAACAACGAUGACAGCAACAACGAUGACAGCAACAACGAUGACAGCAACAACGAUGACAGCAACAUCGAUGACAGCAACACCGAUGACGAUUAUGACGACCCCUACAUCGUGGCGUUGGCAAUUUCACCUGAGUCAAAAUAUAUGGCGAGAGCUUCAACAUGGACGUCGGAGCGUGGGAGUCGUUCUGUUUGGGGAGUGCGCAUCUGGGAUUGGCGCGCGGGCCACCACCUUUCCAGCUUUGGCUCUGAGCAAUCCUGGCAAGAGAGGUCGCACUUUUGUGCAGAUAGCCUUCGUUUUUCGUCUGAUGCUACGAUUUUAGCAGUUAUUCUCCAAUUACCAAGAGGGGGGUCGGAUGACGGCGGUCCUGAGUACGAAGCCCAGAUCUGGGAAGUCGCCACAGGUACUUUCAUAACUUCUGUUGCAGUUGGGACCGUGCUGGUUUCUGCACAAGAUCCUCAUGGAAACACUGGGAAAAAAUUCCACGGCGGGCAUACUCGUUAUGGCAACCCGUUUUAG
This is a messenger RNA of Trichoderma breve, 2925 nucleotides long. Its product is annotated as NACHT domain-containing protein. Gene Ontology annotation, molecular function: protein binding. The coding region runs from base 1 to 2925 and encodes 974 amino acids. The transcript has 12 exons. The record is from RefSeq and is a predicted model, not a curated record. NCBI's taxonomy places the organism in Eukaryota, Fungi, Ascomycota, Sordariomycetes, Hypocreales, Hypocreaceae.